AGUCGCGUCGUCAAUUUCACUCCAAUAUUUUUUUCAUCAUACAUGUGAAUCAUCCUUAGUGUGCUGACGAUUGACGAUAUUCUGGCAACGGUUGACGUGACGUUAGUGUCCACCGCAGGAAAACUACUAAAAAUCACAACCUCAUUAAAUACUACAACAGAAGCUUUGGAGCUGGCUUUUUUACCUUAACAAGUAAUUAUUGGGCUUUAAUAAAUAAAUCUACAUCAUCAAUAACUUGUCCGCCACGUUUUAUUUAUUAUUAAGACGUUCCACUUAUUUUUAAUACGCUAUCAAGGUUACAUUAACCAUACGAAUUGUCAUUAUUCUUAAGGUAAAAUCAGAUAACUGAAAAUGGGACUGACAGUGAGUAGUCUAUUUACUCGUUUGUUUGGAAAAAAGCAGAUGAGAAUCCUGAUGGUAGGAUUGGACGCUGCGGGUAAAACAACAAUUUUAUAUAAACUAAAGCUCGGUGAAAUAGUAACGACGAUCCCAACAAUUGGAUUCAACGUGGAGACCGUCGAGUACAAGAACAUCUGUUUCACCGUCUGGGACGUGGGUGGCCAGACAAAAAUCCGUCCGCUCUGGAGGCAUUACUUCCAAAACACACAAGGACUUAUCUACGUAGUGGAUAGCAAUGACCGCGAGCGAAUCUCCGAAGCGGAGAUCGAGCUCAACAACAUGUUGAAAGAAGACGAGCUGAGAGACGCGGUCCUCCUGGUGUUCGCCAACAAACAGGACCUGCCGAAUGCGAUGUCCGCCGCGGAAUUGACUGAAAAAUUAGGCUUGAAUGCUUUGCGAGGCCGUCACUGGUACAUUCAGAGCACUUGUGCUACCCAGGGCCAGGGGCUCUACGAGGGUCUUGACUGGCUCAGCAAUGAACUUGCUAAAAAGUGAUAAGAUCAGUCUUAAUCAUUAUCCACUCGCGGUAUCAUCAUAAUUUAAUGUAAAUCGUAAAAUAAUUAAAUGUAAUUAAUUAUUAUUAAGGGCUGAAAAAGAUAAACAAUAACAAUUACUAUUAAAUUUGUCAUUAAAUUUUUUAUCUACUGUAUUCAAAUAGAUUUAUCGGUAAUGACCAAAGAUAA
This is a messenger RNA of Cotesia glomerata, 1082 nucleotides long. It is a transcript of the gene Arf102F, whose product is annotated as ADP-ribosylation factor 2. The record is from RefSeq and is a predicted model, not a curated record. The transcript has 2 exons. The coding region runs from base 352 to 894 and encodes 180 amino acids. Gene Ontology annotation, cellular component: cytoplasm; plasma membrane. Gene Ontology annotation, molecular function: GTPase activity; GTP binding. Lineage: Eukaryota; Metazoa; Arthropoda; Insecta; Hymenoptera; Braconidae. Gene Ontology annotation, biological process: intracellular protein transport; vesicle-mediated transport.